Molecule: messenger RNA, 4399 nt
Organism: Nestor notabilis (Kea)
Lineage: Eukaryota; Metazoa; Chordata; Aves; Psittaciformes; Psittacidae
Product: mucin-2-like
Exons: 30
Cellular component (GO): extracellular matrix
Molecular function (GO): protein binding
Source: RefSeq, a predicted model, not a curated record
AUGGUGCUAAGAGUUGCCAGCCUUUUUAUGCUCUGGCUGGCUCUUUCCUAUGCAAAUGAAAUAAGAAAAGGCAGGACAAGAAACCAUGGUCACUAUGUCUGCAGCACUUGGGGAAACAACCAUUUCAAAACUUUUGAUGGAGACAUCUACCAGUACCCUGGCAUUUGCGAGUAUAAUUUUGCUUCUGACUGCCGAGAGUCUUACAAGGAGUUCUCUGUCCACAUUCAGCGUGCUCUGAACAGCAAUAACCACCCUGAGAUCCAGUAUAUUCUGCUAACAAUCAUGGACUUUACAGUGUACCUAAGACCAAAACUGGUUGUGGUGGAUGGGCAGAUUGUGAAGACACCUUACUACAGCUCUGGUGUGCUUAUUGAGAGCAAUGACAUUUACACCAAGGUUUAUGCCAAAUUAGGCCUGAUUCUGAUAUGGAAUCAAGAAGAUGCAUUGAUGGUGGAGCUGGAUAGCAAAUUUAAUAACCAUACAUGUGGUCUCUGUGGGGAUUACAAUGGAGUUCCGAUCUACAAUGAAUUUAUCAAUGGAGAUGAAAGCUACAAUUCAAUUACGUAUGGGAAUUUACAGAAGAUCAACAAACCCAAUGCCAAAUGUGAGGAUCCUGAUGAAACUCAGGCUCUUCCAAGCUGUAAUGGGCAUCGUGAUGAAUGUGAGAGGCUGCUGACUGCCUCUGCAUUUGCGGAUUGUCGGUUACGUCUCAAUUUGGAAAUGUACAUCCAAGCUUGCAUGCAGGACAAAUGUGCAUGUAAUGGAAGUGAAGACUCCUUCUGCCUCUGCAGCACCAUCUCUGAGUAUUCUCGCCAGUGUUCACAUGUAGGUGGCCGGCCGGGUGAAUGGAGGACACAGAACUUUUGCACUAAAACCUGUCCUGAUACCAUGAUCUACAGAGAAAGCAGCUCACCCUGCAUGGAUACUUGCUCACAUUUGGAGAUCAGUAGUCUUUGUGAGGAACACUACAUGGAUGGUUGUUUCUGUCCUGAAGGAACUGUGUAUGAUGAUAUUACUGAAAAAGGAUGCAUACUUGUUAGCCAGUGCCACUGCACACUCCAUGGAAAUAAGUAUUCACCUGGAGAAAGCAUUACCAAUGAAUGUGAAGAAUGCACCUGUAAUUCAGGCAGAUGGACAUGCAAAGAUUUACCCUGUCCAGGCACAUGUUCAGUGGAAGGAGGAUCCCAUAUUACCACUUUUGAUGGGAAGAAAUACACCUUCCAUGGAGACUGUUAUUAUGUGUUGUCUAAGGGUUCUGUAAAUGACAGUCAUGCUCUCCUGGCAGAGCUGGCUCCCUGUGGCUCCACAGGCAGGCAGACCUGUUUGAAGACUGUUGUGCUGCUAGUAGAUGACAAAAAAAAUGUGGUGGUUUUCAGAUCAGAUGGCAGUGUGUUAAUGAAUGAGAUGACUGUGAAUGUGCCUCAUGUGUCAGCCAGCUUCUCAGUAUUCAAGCCAUCUUCCUACUACCUUGUUGUACAAACUUCUUUUGGGCUUCAGCUGCAAAUCCAGUUGCUUCCAGUCAUGCAACUGUUUGCAACUGUGGAUCAAUCAGUUCAAGGAAAACCUCAAGGUCUUUGUGGAAACUUUAAUGGAAUGGAAGGUGAUGACUUUAAAACAACCAGUGGGCUGGUAGAAGCUACAGGAUCUGCCUUUGCUAACACAUGGAAAGCUCAAUCCACCUGUACAGACCAGGCAGAAAAGCUGGAAGACCCCUGCAGUCUCAGCAUUGAAAGUGCAAAUUAUGCUGAGCAUUGGUGUUCUUUGCUGAAAAACUCAGAGGGUCCCUUUGCAAGAUGUCACUUAAUCAUUGAUCCGUCAGAAUACUAUAAGAAAUGUAAAUAUGACACCUGCCUCUGUGAAGACAGUGAAGACUGCUUGUGUGCUGCCCUGUCCUCCUACUCGAGAGCCUGUGCUUUCAAAGGGGUCGUACUGGGAGGCUGGAGACAAAGUGUCUGCAGUAAUGAAGUGUCUGCCUGCCCAGGGAAUCAAAUCUUCCUUUACAACCUUACAAUGUGCCAGCAAACCUGUCGUUCCCUUGCUGAUGGUGAAAAGCAUUGCUUGCAAGACUUUGCUCCUGUGGAUGGCUGUGGCUGUCCAUAUAAUACAUACUUGGAUAACCAGGAUACCUGUGUGCCCAUCUCCAAGUGCCCAUGUUAUUACAAGGGAUCAUACCUGGAACCAGGGGAAUAUGUCACAAAAGAUGGAGAACGCUGUGUUUGCCGAAAUGCAAAGGUCCAGUGUACUUCAGUGACAAUAAGAACGCAAAGUGUAACAGAAUGUUCUUCUAACAAGACUUACUUUGACUGCAAUGCAUCUCCAAGCUGGACUUCACAAACACCUGUACAACUUAGCUGUCACACUCCUCAAACUGAUCAUUUCCAGGCAGAGUGUAUCUCAGGCUGUGUGUGUCCUGAAGGACUAUUUGAUGAUGGGAAAGGAGGCUGUGUUGAGGAGAAGGACUGCCCAUGCAUUCAUAACAACCAGUGGUAUUCUCCUGGAGAGCAGGUAACAGUGGACUGCAACACCUGCACCUGCCAAAAAGGGGUUUGGAGCUGCACUGAAGAUGUGUGCUAUGGGACUUGUAUGAUAUAUGGAAGUGGCCAUUAUAUCACUUUUGAUGGAAAAUUCUAUGACUUUGAUGGAAGCUGUGAAUAUGUGGCUACUCAGGACUUUUGUGGUGAUAGAAAUUCCAGCGGCUCAUUCAGUAUCAUCACAGAGAAUGUCCCUUGCGGAACUACAGGAGUCACCUGCUCAAAGGCUAUUAAAAUGUUUCUGGGGAAAACUGAACUGAAAUUGGAGAACAAAGAUUAUAAAGAAAUUCAGCGAGAUAUUGGUGAUGAUGUACAUUAUUGGAACAGGACAGCAGGCCUCUACCUUGUUAUUGAGGCUAGCAAUGGUGUGAUGCUUAUCUGGGAUAAGAAGACUACUGUUUUCAUCAAGCUGACCCCUGAUUACAAAGGCAAAGUGUGUGGUCUGUGCGGCAACUUUGAUGACAAGUCUAACAAUGACUUUACAACAAGGAGUGGGCUGCAGGACACUAGUGCUCUGAAGUUUGGGAAUUCCUGGAAACAGUCUUCUAUGUGCCCAGAUGUUACAGAAGAGAUAAAGCCCUGUGAUGUAAAACCGCACCGGAAGUCCUGGGCAGAGAAAGAAUGCAGCAUCAUCCAGAGUGAAGUCUUUAAAAUUUGUCACUCCAAGGUGGACCCAAUUCCUUUCUAUGAAGCUUGUGUUCAUGAUGCCUGCUCUUGUGACAGUGGUGGAGACUGUGAGUGCUUCUGUUCUGCAGUUGCUGCAUAUGCUCAAGAAUGUACCAAGCACCAGGCCUGUGUUUUCUGGAGAACUCCUGAUAUAUGCCCUAUAUUUUGUGACUACUACAACCCUCGUAAUGAGUGUGAUUGGCACUAUGAGCCUUGUGGCAGUAAUGUCGUGACCUGCAGGAUAAUUAAUAAUGUCAGCACCAACUUUUCAGUACCAUACCUGGAAGGUUGCUAUCCCAGAUGCCCUAAUGACAAGCCUGUUUAUAAUGAAGAGACAAAGGAAUGUGUGACUGAAGAUCAAUGUUGGUGUUACAUCGGUGGAAUUCAUGUUCCCCCUGGGCAUGAAAUAACCACAGAAGAGAACUGCACAAAAUGUGUCUGUGGCCCCUCAGGAUCCAUACAGUGUACACCAAUCCCAGGGUGUCCUUGUGUCAUCAACGGAACAAGUUAUGAAGUGGGUGAAACUGUGGCACAAAUACAGGAUGGCAACAUAUGUAUAACAUAUGUUUGUGCAGAAAAUGGUUCUAUAGUUGUUGGAAGUACUUAUCCUUGUCCUACAACUACUUCACCUACAACCAUUUCAACCUCCUUUCCUACCAGUACUCUAACCACUACAGUUACCACUACAAGCCCUCCAAUAACUACAACUCCAUGCUUUGAUUUAAUCUGUAAUUGGACUGAGUGGUUUGAUGUUAGCAAACCUGAAGAGGAUGGUGGUGACUAUGAAACCUACGAUGCAAUAAGAAAUGAAUAUGGAAACGAAAUAUGUGAAGCUCCUGAAAAUAUUGAAUGCAGGGCUAAAGAUAAUCCACAUGUUAGCUUAGAGGAACUUGGCCAGAAAGUAGAGUGUAAUGUUACAUAUGGACUUAUCUGUAAAAAUGAGGAGCAAGAUCCAACUAUGUGGCAACUCUGUUAUAAUUAUGAAAUCAGGGUAAAUUGUUGUGAGCAGCAUGAAAUUUCUUGUGAGACUACAAGUACACGGCGCCCAACACAAACUGCAACUUCAACUGCCAGCACAACAGUACCUGUCACCACUACAGCCAGGCAGCCAACAACAAUUACCACCACAUCCAUACCCACCUCAACAAUCAGAAGCGAAUUCACACCAUCAGUUACCACCCCAGUAACUCCAACUUCUCCAG